GUGGGCGUGUGUGUGGGUGUGCGCGUCUCUGCUAUGAAGAUACUACAGAAAAAGAUAUGUAAUAUAUGUACAAUGAGCUAUGGCAUUACAAUUUCAUUUAAUGCCAACCAUAUGGCGAUCCUGAAUACAACAGCAAGAUUAUAAGAGGCUGAAAAUGGCAGUAUAUUUUUUAUUUAUCUUAUUUUUUUUAUCUUAACUUUUUCUUUCAAUAAAUCUAGCGGAGCCCUAGUUAGGAGUUAUUGUUCUAAUACUUUAGAUACCUUCUUGUUAAUGUUAUUAAUGCAUUACGUUCUUUAUAAAAUUUACCUCUUUUAUAGACACCCAGAUCUUUGUAAUAUGCAUGAAUAGUUAUAUUCAUAUUAAGUGAAAAUAGAUAAAGUAGCAGGACUAUGCCACUCGAAAAUUAUAUUAUCCAUACAUCUGUGAAACUGAUUGACUUGAAGAAAUUUGUGUAUGAUAGGCAAAACAAGUGAGAUAAUUAUCUGAGAAUCAAGAAUGCAAGACACAAGCAACGAAGGUCGAAUAGCUCGCAGCAACGAAAGCAAACGUGGAUCCGAAGAAGGUAUACUAAAAAACUGCGAUAAACAUGAGGACAAAGAAGCAAUACCUGAUAAUGACAAUGAAACACAAGGAACAAACGAGAUCGACGAGGGCACCCAAGGCAAGCACCAUCAGGCUCAUAUCACAGAAAAUACACAAAGCUUUUCUGAAACUUUAGAACCACAAGAGUCAAGGAACACACAAAGCUCUGGCCUGGAGGAAGGACCCACCACAGCGGAAGCAGCAUCUCAGAGUACAAUGAAGCCGCCUGACGGAGGCUGGGGUUGGUUCGUUGCCUUAGGCAGUUUCAUCACUACGGCACUCAUGUUCUCGCUGCCUGUGGGUUUCGGCAUCCUCUUCUCCCGCUUUCUGAUGGACCUCGGGACGUCCUCCACCACCACCGCCUGGAUAUUCAACCUGCAAAUGUUCUUCUGGCAUGUGGUGGGCCCCUUCGUCAGGCCCCUCACCCGGGAAUUCGGCUGGAGGAGAUCCGGGUUCUUCGGGGUGAUGCUCAUCUCCUCCUCCAUCAUGCUCUCCGCCUUCGCCCCGUCGGCAGAGUUCCUCUUCUUCUCGUUCUCUCUUCUGAGUGGAAUAGGAGGAGGUCUGGCUGGCACCAUAUGUUUCCUGAUUGUACCUACCUACUUUGAGCGACGGCGAGGGAUAGCAAAUACAAUGCUUACUUCAGGCAUAUGCAUGGGGCAGAUCAUGGGAGCUCCAUUCAUCCGCUAUCUACAAGACGAAUACGCUUUCACGGGCGCUGCCUUGAUAUACGGUGCCAUCUUACUGAACUGUUUGGUUGGAGUUUCCCUCUUUCACCCUCUUAAAUGGCACUUGAAGGAAACGAAUGUCACGGAAAACGUUGCUCCGUUGGACGGCUCUCUGCCUCUUAUAUCCAGUGCAGAGAAGACAGAGGAAAAGUCAGUUCAAAAGGUCUUGACGGAGGACAUGAAAACUCAGGCAAGGAUGGUCAGAGCAAGGAUGCUGGCGCGAAUCAGCGAGUCGUCUUGUACUUCCCACACUUCAAGAGGUUCGGAAACGUCGGUGAUGUACGUGUCCAUGACCGGGAUUAUCGACGUAGUCGAUUUUUCCAUGCAGAAUGAGGCGAAAGAGAGAUCCUCUAGUUUGUGGGAAAUCUUAAAGCGUGUCUGUCUUUCAACGUUUUCCGACCUGCGCAUACUCCGCUCACGAAGGGCAUUAAUCAUUAAUACAGGAAUAGCUUUAUGUAUUAACAGCUACAUCAACUUCAUCAUGAUGGUCCCGUUUAAGAUGCAACAAGCUGGCUUCACCCUGCAGGAUUCGGCUUGGUGUGUAUCGAUCUUGGGCAUUUGCAACUUUGCGACCCGACUGAUCAUUUCUCCACUCGCAGACUGGUCAAAGUUUAACAUGCGCCUAUGUUUCAUGAUCGGCUAUGCUAUCAUAGCAUCUUCGAUGUACGUUUUCCCACUGCUGACUAGCCUUACCUGGAUGGCGGUGACCAUGGCCGCUACUGGGUGUGGGAUCGCAGCCAACAUCACUCUCAACAGUCUCAUCAUGAUAAAAUACAUGGGCAUAGAAAACCUUCCUCCCCUCUUUGGUUCAUCUUGUCUUUUACUCGGAGGAACCUUCAUAGCGUUUGGACCUUUCAUCGGCUUUGUACGCGACAUGACUGAGAGUUAUACCUUCAGCAUAUGGCUCCUGGCAACCAUGGCGGCCUCCAGCUUUAUUCUAUGGUUCUUCAUGCCCGCCGCUGUGGCAUACGACGCCAAAAUGGAAGCCAAAAUGGAAAGAGAAAAAGAACGUGUUUGAUACUUCCUGAAUCUUGGAAGUUCGUUUUGUCACCAACUUUAAAGAACGGAGAUCAGAUUUGUUCCUUAUUUUGUGGAAAAUAGUGACGUAUCUUCGCUAUCUUGUAAAAUCUGAAUCUUGGUCUUUCAUUGUUUAGGAUUUUAUUAUAUAGUCAAUAUUUUUUUGUUAACACUCUGUAAACUCUUUCAUGAAAUUUUAAACAUUUUAUACUCUUCUUCAUUUUCGAAUAAGGAAAGCACUGAUUUCAUAUUAUAUUUUGAAAAAAAGGUUCUCAAUCAUUAACAGCAAGGGAUUAAUAAUAAAAAAAAAAUGUCGCAUGUCAUAUCAUUACUAUUACUAGUUCAUCUUUUCAUGUUAAUUUUGAUGACUCACGCGACCUCCGCAAAUUGUGCCAGCGUCAGAAUGAUUCCUGUAAUAAGCUGUCAUCGUUAUAAAAAAUAAAG
Penaeus monodon (black tiger shrimp) is the source of this 2768-nucleotide messenger RNA. Its product is annotated as monocarboxylate transporter 9-like. The transcript has 5 exons. Lineage: Eukaryota; Metazoa; Arthropoda; Malacostraca; Decapoda; Penaeidae. Gene Ontology annotation, biological process: monocarboxylic acid transport; transmembrane transport. Gene Ontology annotation, molecular function: monocarboxylic acid transmembrane transporter activity. The record is from RefSeq and is a predicted model, not a curated record. Bases 496 to 2325 code for a protein of 609 amino acids.